AUGGAGGUGACUAUUCGUGAACUGGUAAUUGAAGACGCUGAAGAAAUUAGAGCGCUCAUUCAGGGAUUAGCCGAAUACGAAAAAAUGCCGGACUCGGUCGAACUGACAGUUCCACAACUUCAAAAGGAUAUCGGUAGCAAGGCAGUAUUGGGAUUUACGGCUAGGGAUUCCAAUAAUAAACUGGCUGGAAUGGUGCUGUUUUAUAUGGCCUACUCGACCUGGCAGGGACAAUAUGUUCAUAUGGAAGAUCUUUAUGUUAAUCCGAAACUGAGACGCUCCGGAAUCGGUCUGAAGCUGUGGGCGCGUGUCGCGCAGUUCGCAAAAGAACGGAAUAUUAAACGACUGCAAUGGAAUGUUUUGGAUUGGAAUACAGACGCUAUUUUUUUUUAUGAAAAGCAGCCCUGCGUGAACCUCACAAAAACCGAAGGCUGGUACCUCUUCCGAAUGGGCCCCGACGACAUUAACCACCUCUCCAAAAGCAAU
Mesorhabditis spiculigera is the source of this 483-nucleotide messenger RNA. The record is from the annotation of a GenBank genome assembly. NCBI's taxonomy places the organism in Eukaryota, Metazoa, Nematoda, Chromadorea, Rhabditida, Rhabditidae.